Messenger RNA from Suillus subaureus, 477 nucleotides. RefSeq lists its product as uncharacterized. The record is from RefSeq and is a predicted model, not a curated record. Bases 44 to 316 code for a protein of 90 amino acids. The transcript is spliced from 2 exons. NCBI's taxonomy places the organism in Eukaryota, Fungi, Basidiomycota, Agaricomycetes, Boletales, Suillaceae.
GAAGAGAGUCGGGUAGCGCGGGUGAGCACUGGCGCAGAUAUUGAUGAAGGCAUGUCUUCGGUGCUUAGUGUUCCUGCUGGGCUGUACAUCACCUUGGUGUUUCACUCGUUACCUCGCCCUCGAACAUUUUACACUCUUUUGGAUUGAUGCUGAUCUCUGGUGGCAGGUGUACCGUUUCUCCAUCUUGGUGCUUCUUUCUUAUCGUCCUCUCUUCACCUCUUCUAGUUUGCCAUUUAGCAUUCUUGCUGGGUCGUACAUCACCUUGGCGUUUCGCCCGUUAGCUCGGCCUCGAACAUUGGAUUGGCGACUGGCAUGAGAAGUUUCAAACCGGAGCUGACAUUCAUAGUCAUAGGUAAAUAGUGAACCUGCAAGGAUUGCAGGCCUGCUAAAGUAUGGCACUUGAUUAAGACUUUGAUGUACUAUAUAAUUAAAGAGAAGUUUGUAUGCAAGCAAAAUAAAUUGAAGUUUGAGAGUGCU